CGACCUUUCACCGAGAUCUGGGGCUCCAGCGACCACAGGAACGAACUGGCGACGGCAUGGUCAGACCUGCCGCCAUCGCCACUGCUACAACCUCGAGUAGUGACGCGAUGCCAACUGCCGCUGUCUUCGCUUCCUCUCCUGCCUUGAACGUCCAGUGCAAUCGCGGCGACGACGACGUCAUCUUGAUGGUGCCAUCCGAGGAGUACUCGGUCUCGCUCCUGCGAAAGCAACUCAACAGCAUCGGAUUCGAACGAACCCGCUCGGCUCGCAUGCCAAACAACGGCGAAACAGCGCCCUCCGUGCAUUAUGCCAGCCUCACAUUCGUCCAACCGACGACACCGCCCACAUCCCCGCAGCCCAAGGACUUGUUGCGACACCACUUGAAAACGCGACAGAAACAAACGGUCCUCGACAACACGAGUUGCCACAUCAUGUACGUUGACGCCAUGGACGUCAGGAAUACAGCGCGAGGUGGUUCGCAGUCGGCAUCAUCAUCAUCAUCGUGUCCGUCCGGCCACCACCAGUUCAAAGAAGGGCUGCGAAAGCGCAAGAGCAGCUUCAUGUCCGACGACAACUUUGCAGAGCCCGACAACGACGACGUUGCGAUGGACCCCGCUGGCGAAACCCAACCAAACGAUCCGACGCCAAACAACGCUCAAAAACUGGCGGAGUUUCACCGGGAUGCGUACGGAUUCCAGCUCCUGGAUCACGGCAGAGGCAACUUUGCCGCAUGUAGUUGAGCGUCUAGCCUGUCCUCCGGUGUACACUAUGUUCACAAUUCAACCCGAUUUCAAGGACGAUCC
Aphanomyces invadans is the source of this 803-nucleotide messenger RNA. RefSeq lists its product as hypothetical. The transcript has a single exon. The record is from RefSeq and is a predicted model, not a curated record. The coding region runs from base 57 to 740 and encodes 227 amino acids. Lineage: Eukaryota; Oomycota; Saprolegniomycetes; Saprolegniales; Verrucalvaceae.